CUGCACCAGUCCCCAUAACCUUACGGAUCUCAAGCACCUGCCUCUACAGUUGGUACCGAUGGCAUUGUCCUGGUUCAAUUCCCUUUGGGCCAUGGAACUUCUCCUGGCUUCCACCACCUUCUGCCUAGUAUUCUGGGUGUUCAGAGCCUGGCAGCCUCGGGUCCCCAAAGGCUUGAAGAGUCCUCCAGGGCCCUGGGGCUGGCCCCUGCUUGGACACAUGCUGACCUUGGGGAAGAACCCACACCUGGCGCUGUCACGACUGAGCCAGCGUUAUGGGGACGUGCUAGAGAUCCGCAUUGGCUGCACACCUGUGCUGGUGCUCAGUGGCCUGGACACCAUCCGGCAGGCUCUGGUGCGGCAGGGCGAUGAUUUCAAGGGCCGGCCUGACCUCUACAGCUUCACCCUGAUCACUGAUGGCCAGAGCAUGGCCUUUAAGCCGGACUCUGGACCGGUGUGGGCUGCCCGCCGGCGCCUGGCCCAGAAUGCCCUCAACAGGUUCUCCAUUGCCUCAGACCCAGCUUCCUCAUUUUCCUGCUACCUGGAGGAACAUGUGAGCAAGGAGGCUGAGGUCCUCAUCAGCAAGUUCCAGGAGCUGAUGGCAGGGGCUGGCUUUGAUCCCUAUAAUCAGGUGGUGGUGUCAGUGGCCAAAGUCAUUGGUGUCAUGUGUUUCGGGCAGCACUUGCCCCAGAGCAGUGAGGAGAUGCUCAGCCUUGUGAAGAACAGCCAUGAGUUUGUGUAGUCUGCCUCCACUGGGAACCCCGUGGACUUCUUCCCUAUCCUUAAAUACCUGCCCAACCCCACCCUGCAGAGUUUCAAGGCCUUCAACCAGAGGAUCGUGCAGUUCCUGCAGAUAAUGAUCCAGAAGCACUAUCAGAACUUCGACAAGAGAAGUGUUCAGGAUAUCACAGGUGCCCUGUUCAAGCACGGCAAGAAGGACUCCAGACCCAGUGGUGGCUUCAUCCCUGAGGGGAAGAUUGUCAACCUUAUCAACGACAUUUUUGGGGCUGGAUUUGACUCGGUCACAACAGCCAUCUCCUGGUGCCUUAUGUACCUUGUGACAAAUCCUGAGAUACAGCUGAAGAUCCAGGAGGAACUGGGAACAGUGGUUGGCAGGGCACGGUGUCCCUGGCUCUCUGACAGACCCCAGCUGCCUUAUACGGAGGCCUUCAUCCUGGAGACGUUCCGACACUCCUCCUUCGUCCCAUUCACCAUCCCCCACAGCACAACAAGGGACACAACACUGAGUGGCUUCUAUAUCCCCAAGGAACGUUAUGUCUUCAUAAACCAAUGGCAUGUCAAUUAUGAUCAGAAGCUGUGGGGGGACCCAUCUGAGUUCCGGCCAGAGAGAUUCCUCACUGCUGAUGGCACUACCAUCAACAAGACCUUGAGUGAGAAGGUGAUGCUCUUUGGCAUGGGCAAGCGCCGGUGCAUAGGAGAGAUCCUGGCCAAGUGGGAGGUCUUCCUUUUUCUGGCCAUUUUGCUGCAGCAGCUGGAGUUCAGUGUGCUACCAGGAGUGAAAGUGGACCUAACCCCCAUCUACGGGUUGACCAAGCAUGCCCACUGUGAGCAUGUCCAGGCAAAGCUACGCUUCUCCAUCAAGUGAAGAAGACACCAGCACGCUGAGGCAGAAGGAAGGAUGGCAGUCACCCAUGGGCCUCGGCCCUUUUCCUUUCCUUCUCUUUUUUAAUAACAGCUUUAUUGACAUAUAAUUCAUGCAGGAGAAGA
Molecule: messenger RNA, 1725 nt
Organism: Myotis myotis
Lineage: Eukaryota; Metazoa; Chordata; Mammalia; Chiroptera; Vespertilionidae
Product: cytochrome P450 1A2
Biological process (GO): progesterone metabolic process; hormone biosynthetic process
Molecular function (GO): iron ion binding; heme binding; steroid 17-alpha-monooxygenase activity
Source: RefSeq, a predicted model, not a curated record